AUUUUUAUUUUAGUUUUAGGUUUUUAUUUUAGUUUUUUAUUUUUAGUUUUUUUAAUUUUAGUUUCGUUUUAUUUUCACCGACGCUGUUCUUCCUUCGGGAACCCCUGGUUGCUGGAGCUCAUCUCCAGCAAGUGGCCCCCAAACAGGACCCAAAGGAAUGCUGUCCAUGGUUUCCUGAAGAAGAUACAGUAAACUUACAGACAUGGAAUAGAGUAGGAGAUCAGCUUAGGGAGUAUUAUACUCUCCAUGGACCAGAAAAGGAUUCAGAUUCUUCUUUGUGGAUUCCGGACAGACUCAUUAGACAUGUUCAACCCGCCACCACCUCCUCCAUCUUUCCACACAUCGACUCAACACAAGAGACGUCUAUCGGAGGAGAGCCGAGGAGGACCACUGACAUAUCGCAUGAGAGAACUUCACCUUCAAGACGACUGGCAACCGCUGAGACCAACCUCGAUGCCACGGCACAGACUGACCCAAGCGACUCAAGACAGCAGUCCACCAGCAUGGGGCCAAAUAAAGAAACUGACGAAUGAAGCUGAGAGACUGCUUCUCAACCAAGGACUUCAACCUUCUCCUUUUACUCUUUUUGUUGCUAUACUUGCCGUUUUAGCUUGUCAGGCAAAAUGUGACAAACCGGGUACUUCUUAUUGGGCUUAUUUACCUAACCCUCCUUCCUUUCAACGGGUAACUUGGGAGAAUGAGGUUAUUCCACUUUAAACUAACAUUCCUUCUUUGAUGGGAGGAACUCAGUCUCCUAUUCAAUUGGGACAGGCUGUUAAUCCUAAAAACUUCUCCUUUUAUGGAGUUUCAAGUUCUGUUCCUAUCUGCUUUGUUAUCCCCAAUACUAUAAAGGAUGAGGCUCCCUCCA
Molecule: messenger RNA, 868 nt
Organism: Felis catus (domestic cat)
Lineage: Eukaryota; Metazoa; Chordata; Mammalia; Carnivora; Felidae
Product: endogenous retrovirus group K member 25 Env polyprotein-like
Exons: 3
Coding region: 247-717 (156 amino acids)
Source: RefSeq, a predicted model, not a curated record